UUUGUUCCCUUUCUCAUAUAUUAGGAGAAGUCGUCUGUCUACUCCCUCUUUUGAUCAUCAAUAAUACUAAUUUGUUCAUCGACAAUGGCUCUUCAGAUUGCGAAAAGACUUCUUCGGAGCCCUGCUAAUUCAGCUGCACCGUCUAUUAGGUUUUUGGAUCGGAGCUUCACUUCCGAAUCCAAUUCCAACUUGAUCCGCGCUACUCUUUUCCCCGGCGAUGGUAUUGGACCUGAGAUCGCCGAGUCCGUCAGGCAGAUAUUCAAGAUUGCUGAGGUACCAAUUGAAUGGGAAGAACACUAUGUGGGGAAGGAGAUAGACCCUAGAACCAACAGCUUUCUAACAUGGGAAAGUCUUGAAUCAGUGAGGCGGAAUAAGGUUGGUUUGAAAGGGCCAAUGGCCACUCCUAUUGGAAAAGGUCAUCGUUCCUUGAACCUUACAUUGAGGAAGGAGUUGAAUCUAUAUGCCAAUGUUAGACCCUGCUACAGCCUACCUGGAUAUAAGACUCGCUAUGAUGAUGUGAAUCUCAUCACUAUUAGAGAGAACACUGAAGGAGAGUACAGUGGUCUUGAACAUCAAGUAGUAAGGGGUGUGGUUGAAAGUCUCAAAAUCAUCACCCGUCAAGCAAGUUUAAGGGUUGCAGAGUAUGCAUUUCACUAUGCCAAGACCCAUGGAAGAGAGAGAGUGUCUGCAAUUCACAAAGCCAACAUCAUGCAAAAGACAGACGGUCUUUUUCUUAAGUGUUGCCGAGAGGUCGCAGAGAAGUAUCCUGAGAUUAAGUAUGAGGAAGUUGUCAUUGACAAUUGCUGUAUGAUGCUUGUGAAAAAUCCAGCACUUUUUGAUGUUCUGGUGAUGCCUAACCUCUAUGGUGACAUAAUCAGUGAUCUUUGUGCUGGUUUGAUUGGUGGUUUGGGCUUAACUCCAAGUUGCAAUAUUGGUGAGGGAGGUAUUGCUCUAGCUGAGGCCGUGCAUGGUUCAGCACCUGAUAUUGCCGGAAAGAAUUUGGCGAAUCCAACUGCUUUGCUUUUGAGUUCUGUGUCUAUGCUUCGUCAUCUAGAGCUUCAUGAUAAAGCUGACCGCAUCCAAGAUGCCAUCCUAAAAACAAUUGCAGAGGGAAAGUACCGAACAGGCGACCUUGGAGGUACAGCAUCAACAACUGAGUUCACGAAUGCCAUCUGCGAUCAUCUUUGAACAUGUUGGUCCAUGUGUAUAUUAUAUUUUGCAAAGCAAAUGUGUCUUUCAAAGAUGCAAUUGAAAUUGCUUUUGGCGAUUUAAAACUACAUUUCCUUGGUUUUUAUAGAAAUUUGCAUAAUGGGGAAUAUCAGAAUUGAUUCUCAAAGGAUAUAUUUCAUUGAAUAGCAUCGACAACCGUUAAUGGGUGGCUUUCAGGUUAAUUUUAAAGAAAUAAGAGAUUCAUCUUGUUGUUAGUUCAA
This is a messenger RNA of Solanum stenotomum, 1430 nucleotides long. Its product is annotated as 3-isopropylmalate dehydrogenase, chloroplastic-like. Gene Ontology annotation, cellular component: mitochondrion. Bases 85 to 1188 code for a protein of 367 amino acids. Gene Ontology annotation, molecular function: magnesium ion binding; NAD binding; isocitrate dehydrogenase (NAD+) activity. The record is from RefSeq and is a predicted model, not a curated record. Gene Ontology annotation, biological process: isocitrate metabolic process; tricarboxylic acid cycle. The transcript has 7 exons. NCBI's taxonomy places the organism in Eukaryota, Viridiplantae, Streptophyta, Magnoliopsida, Solanales, Solanaceae.